AAAACAUUCUGGACACAACCUAUCCGCCCCACGGCUUUUUUGGUCGUGCAUAAUCUCAGCAGCUUUGAUGCAAGACAAGCAACACUCUGGACCAGUUUCCGCACACGAGUGUCUCGUCAGCAGAGACCUCCGAUUAGCACGCUUGGCUAUGAAAGAAGUGAAACAUACAAUCACACAGCAGAUUUUUUUUUCAGGCUGGGCCGGUCUCCACAUACAGCGUCUCAUCAGCAGCACUCAGGAUCGCGUUUAAAUCAAUGCUGGUGAACUGCCAGACGUUAUCGGCAAGGGCUCUCUCUUUAAGAUAUCGAUCCCUGUAUGAACGCUAAACUCUCUGGGAACAUAACGGAGAAUGUUUCAGGCGGGGCAGUGCUCGGCACGAGCGAGAGGGCGAGUGCGUGACGUCACGCCAGCACCACGGACAGCGACCGCCGCCGCGGCUCGCACAGAGCGAGACGCGGCGAACCGAGGACACGCUUGCUGGCUACCUUCACAGCAUCAUCAUCAACAGCAUCAUCGUCAACAUCAUCAUCAGUAGCAACAUCAGCAUCAUCGGCAUGACCAGUGGGAGAUCGCUAGCUCAUAUGAUGAGUGAGUGAAGAUGUAAUUAACCCUUCGACUCCACUCCGCUGUAGGGGUUAUUUUAUUAGUUAAGUUUAAAAAAGGAUUCCCUUAUACUGGCUUGAAUUUAAAUAUCGAGGAAGAACAAAUCCUACUAAUAAUGAACAAUAUAAACUAGUGGACCCUGUGUUCUUGUCACAGCUCUGGGCCCACGAUGCCACAAUAGUCAUCGCGUGCAUGGCGGUUACCUACCGAGUUUUCCUGCAGGGCAGGAGGGGCAAUGCAUUUGCAAAUUAAACCCCACCUUGUAGUUACGUUCACCUCUGUCUUGUGAUAUCUACUGCACGGCAGCGCGAGUGAGUGUGUGUAGCCAGCGGAGUUCUCGGCUGGGCUAGGGCACAACGGCGGACGAGGAGCAGCUAAUCCAAAUCGCUUAUCUCCUGCGAGCUCGACGCUAGAGUUAAAUUUGUCCCUGUGAUUUGUUUUUCUUACAACCCUAUAUAUAUCAUCUGUCUUGGCUACGUACAAUUUGCACAAAUGCAAUCAAUGUUACGUAACACAACGGUAUUAGUUGAACAAUAAUACGCAAUAACAAUUACAUUAUUAGAAUUAUUAUUACUUGGCGCUCCAAUCAUGUACAUAUAUUCACAGCCAUACGUAUAUAAAUGUAAUCGGCCGCUUAGAGCAGGGGACAUUAAUUUAGCAACCUCUAUCGCACGCUCCGUCGCACUGAGCAGCCGCCGUGCUGGACAUCUGUGAAAAAGAGCUUCACAGCUCAUCGGAUUUCUCCUCCAGUCUAAAUCAAUAUUUUGAUUCUGGGUCUAGGGGUCAAUUCAGCCUCGAGUCAUCAUAGUAUCCACCACAGAUUCAUCUCCUAGUUCGUCCCCUACCCACUCCUCUCUCUCCCUCUUAAAGUCGCAGGCUCUCGCCCAGCUUUAGCCCACCCUGAGUCAGGGCUCUUCUCCCCGUCUGUCCAUCGGCCGAGUCACGGGAAGGCUUGGCAAUGCUGGAGUCGCGCACCCGGCGGGGUGUCCGUGCGUUGUGGCUCGUGGCGAUUUGCGUGAGCGUGGGGCUCACAACAACAACAUCAACAUCAUCAGCUGCCUCCGUCCCGUGCCAUCCAGGAUGUAAUAUCUUAGGCGGCUACUGUGGACCCAGCGGAGGCUGCAGGUGCCGGCCAGGCUGGACGGGAGCGCUGUGCGACACACGGAGGCCACGGCCUCUGAGUUCGAGUCCCACUCCAGGUGCCCACCGCUGUAACACGGACACCACCACCACGACCACCACCACCACCACCACUACUACGACCACCAGCACGGGGGAUCAACCUCUCUGCCCCGGACACGGCUCUCCGUGUGUCGUGGGGGGCCCCGGAGUGUCGGGGUGUCCUCCCCGCGAAGAUCCCUGUUCCACGCCCGGUUCCCCGCGCGAGGUCACGACUUCCACGCGUGGCUGCCAGCAACCACGCGUCUCUCCGCUGACAACAUUCACAUCUCAAACACCCAGCCACCAACCACCACAAAAACAACAGCAACAACCACCGCCAAAACAACAACAACAACCACAACAACAGCACCAACUGUUACUGCUACAACAGCAGCAGCGACACCAGCAGCAGCAGUCACAACCGCAUCCUCAUCCGCAACACUCACAACAGCACCAGCGCCAACAGAACGAACGGCAACGCCAACAUCCGAGAGUCGAACAUCGAGCAGCCCAGCAGCAUCUCACGCCACCGCUGCCGCUCAUAUCUCUCGGACCUCCGACCGCGCUCCUCCGCCGCCGCGAGGUGACGAUGGCUCAACGCCGAUCCACCGCCCGCGUUCCCGCCGGCGCUGAGUUCGACUCCGGCUCCGGCUCAAUGUCGGAUUGGCAGCGCCGCUGGGCGUGUGUGGGAGCCCUCGCGUCGUUCACAUCGCUCGUGCUGCUCGGCAGCAUCGCCCUGGUGUUCAAGCCGCGAUGGGAGACGUGGGCGGCCAACGUUCGCCACCGCCGCCUCAUCGAGAGGCACAGGGGCCGGGCCGCUAGGGACGGCUCCACGUGGCACAUCGAGGAGGAGGAGGCGGCGGCGACACCGAGAGGAGGCAAGCGUGCGGACGAAGGGGAGAGCGCUCGGCUUCUGGGGUCGUGCGCGUGACCGUCUAUGGAGAGAGAGGGACGAGGUUGGGGGUUGUUUCUGCGUGGUGUGUCGGCGUGCGUGCGUGCGUGCGCGUGCCGGGGAGCGGUGGCGCAGUGGUUAGCGCACUGUGCUAUGAACUCGGUGGACCCGAGUUCGAUUCAGGGCCAACGCCAGUGACGAUUAUCUGAAACGCUCCUG
Messenger RNA from Petromyzon marinus (sea lamprey), 2875 nucleotides. RefSeq lists its product as uncharacterized. NCBI's taxonomy places the organism in Eukaryota, Metazoa, Chordata, Hyperoartia, Petromyzontiformes, Petromyzontidae. The record is from RefSeq and is a predicted model, not a curated record.